UUCCUUUUUGUUUCUUGUUUUUCGUACCUUAGCCUCUCUUGUAUUUACGUUUUAGUUACGCUUUUAUACUCUCACGAUCAAAGUUAUUUUAAACUUUUAAGUUUUGCUUAUCCAGUUUUCUUUUAUCUCCAGUGUUUUCAGCAUUUUUAUGCGCGUUAAUAAUAACUUUGAUAACAACAUUGAACGGCCAACGAUAUUGUUUUCAUCAUUAUUAUAAGCGAGUAAUUAUAACAAAGUAGACAAGCGCCUGUUCGAACUGCCUCUUCAACCAAAGAUUCAUCAGAGCCAGCAGCUGCCAGCCACAUAUCACAGUGGUGCCAAACCCAAAGGCUUUUUGCAGCGUAAGGAAACUGACACUGGGGGCACCCACAGGACGUCACAGACUCAACCGCACCCCCCUCCACAGUGCGCCAGCCGGUUUCAUUCUGCUGGAAAGUCUGGGAGUUGCAAAGUGACAGUCUGGGGCUCCAGGAGAAACGUCUCCAUGAUUCGCUGCUAAGAAGGGAGGCAAAGAAUUCCCCUCACAGGUGACAUGCUGGGCAGUGGUAAGAGCUGAUGUCGAAUAGGAGAUUUAAUUAUCUUAAUCUUCAUUUAGGAUUCCUUAGAUAAAUAUUUUGCGCAUCCCUGCGUUCCCAGUUUAUCUAUAGUUACAUACUCCCUCACUAUCGCCAAACUAAAGAACUGACACGACUGUUACUUCUUGUUUAAUCCAUUUAUACAUACUGUUGAUUUUGUGUAAAUUUUCAUUUAUCGCUGACGUUGUAUGUGUAUAUUUCUUGUGAGCAGGAAUUAAGAUCACUGUAUAUCAUUUUUGCUGCAUUUAAUCGUAGGUCACUGUUUAUAUUGUUAGGUAGGAGUUAGCUGACGUUUUUUCUAGCUAGGAAACGUUACAGGUGGUCAGUACCACUGUCCUCUGUUUGAAUUGGAAUGAGAGAAGCUAGCUGUUGUGUCAUGUGCAUGUGUUAAUAUUAAAGCCAAGGUGCUACUGACUAGCUAACUGACUGGAUGCCCAUUAACAUUAUAACUCCUAUUGUGUGUAUUUAUUAUUAUUAUUUUGUAGAUUUCAAGCACUUUUCUUUUUUGAAGUGUAUUUUUAUUUAUGUAUUUGUAUUAUAUAAUACAGACAAGAAGGAAAAAGGCAGAGACAAACAUUGAAAAAGUCAAUUACUGUUAAUGUGUUAAUGUUACAUGUUGUGCAUUGCAUUUCAAAUAAAAGUCCAAAAAAUAAGUCCAAGGUCCAUUUUUGGUAUUUUUGGUACUCACUAUAGGGGGCUGGUUUACUCCAGAAACAUACAUACUGUUUAUGUGUAUGUUGAGGAGCUGCUGUAUCAAAAUGAGUUGUCUUCCCCCAGAAAUUAGGGUUACGAUAUGUUUCUUUUAUGAUUCCAAUCCAUUCCUCUUUUGCUGUGGCUCAGCAUUUAAAUAACCUUUAUCAGAUUUGAUGGUUUAGUCACAGACUUUCCCAAAAAGUGUUUUUCUUUCACAAAUGUGGGAAUGAAAUUGAGUUAAACUGAAAAAACAGUGAAAUUUAUCUUGCCUGGCUGGGCAGCUCUCUGGGUGCUCAGCACCCCUAAACCUCUGAUCCUAGAAUCGCCCCUGGUCAUGAUGAUACAACUCUCUUGUUUUCCCUCAUUAUCCCUUUGAGUGAACAUGCUCAUGCUCUAUGAGGACAUCUUGUGGCCACAAGUCGUCACAGCAGUUCCUUUCGUAAUUCCAUUCGUGAUCAUUACUGCAUGACCUAUUGGGAGAGUUUAGUGACUGACCCUGAAUGUCUUUACAAAUCUUAUCCAACCCAGCAACAGUUGAUGCAGUCUUAAGUAAUGCUUUCACCUUUAAUUAAGUAUUUUCAUUAAAGCGACAUAAACUUGACAACACCACACACACAGCACAUUUUGGGGGGUUGGGAUCAGGUGUGUUACCCUUCAGUUGUUGUAGAGUUGACUAGACUCACUCUGGCAACUGAGCCGCAGCCACCACAGGUUAAGCUGGGGCGGCCGUGACUCUUAACUGGGUGCUUAUACUUAACAACUGAUGAACAGUAUGUUGAAGCGUGUGUGGUCCCGGCCUCUGCAUCAUCACCAGAAUAAACUGAACAGGAAGAGGAAGUUGUCGUCUACGUACUUGAGCUAUAUUUCAGUCUGAUGUUCAGUCAGUCAGCAGCAAGACACCAUGGAGGUCACAGCUCUCUGCUUCAGACUGUUGAUGCUUGAAGUCACUCUGCUGAACAGCUUUACUCAGAAAAGUGAUGCAGCUUUUCUUCGUAUCACUCCAGACAGACUGCAGCACUUUCAAUAUGAGCCUGUGUCUUUUGAAUGUGAGGAGUCUGAUGGCUCGACCAAACUGAAAGUGAUCAGGAAUAAUGUAGAAUCUGAUCGAGUUUGUGAUACUGAGAGGACGCCAUCAGGGUCCUCCUGUACCAUUGAGGGAGCCUAUCCAUCAGACAGUGGAGAAUACUGGUGUGAGGCUGAAGGAGGAGAGAGGAGCAACAGUGUCAACAUCUCUGUCAUCACUGCUGAUUCAGUGAUCCUGGAGAGUCCUGCUCUUCCUGUGACGGAGGGAAACAAUGUGACUCUGCGCUGUAGAAAGAAGAACACUUCUAACCUUAGAGCUGAUUUCUACAAAGAUGGCCUCCACAUAAACACCAGCUCUACAGGAAACAUGACCAUUAACAACGUCUCCAAGUCUGAUGAAGGACUCUACAAGUGUCACAUCUCUGGAGCUGGAGGAUCACCAGAGAGCUGGAUGGCUGUCGGAGAUAGUGUCAUUUGUAGUGUUACAGCACAUACCGUUUCUGUCACCCCUCCAUCACCUCAUCAAGAGCCCCACUCUGAUGACGCUGGCGCCCCACAUGUCCUCAUCCUCCUGUGGAUGUCCGUCACCAUUUUAAUGUUGGCUCUGGUGCUGGUGGUGGUUGGAUUCCUUCAGAUCAGGAAACACAGAGUUUCCUCAAAGAAACCAGACGCCGCAUUAAGCUCAGUCUGUGAAGAGGACGCUGCAGACGAUCCAAACGGUGUAACGUAUGCAAUCGUUGUCACAAAACCGAGAGAGGGCACAGACGCUGCAGACGCUGCUGAUAAUUUGAGCCUCAAGUCAAACCACAGCAGAAAACCACGCACAGGAGAAGAUGAAGAUGAAUCGUCAUUUCAACCUGUUUACUCUGCUUUGACCAUAAGUGAGACUCCACAAGCUCCCCAGCAAGAACCCGGAUCCAGCUCCAAGGAGACCCCAAGUCCCACAGCAGCCAAAGACUCGAGUUCAACAGAGCAGGAACUUCUCUAUGCUCCUGUCCGGAAGAUGGAUGAUAAGAUAAAGGUUUGCUGGACACAGAUGCCUUGAAGAUUCCCCCUUGUGUUGCAGAGUGACAGAGCUCCAGGCUUUAACUUUACUGAGCAGUGACAUCUCCAAAGUGGCCUUGAAGGCAACACCUUCAGUUUAGCUGAAUGACUUCAGACUGAGCUCUAUAUCUUUACAGUCAUUGUACUCGAACUAUAUUUCUUUACAUACUCAACCUUGGAAACAAACAUCUGUGUGUCAUUAGCAAAGCUUGUUCCUAAGCUUUCGACUGUAUUCAUGGACUUCUUCAGUGAAUGGAACAUAUUCAGGUGUCGUCACAUGACCUACAUUCAGCACUUAAAAGGACAGUGUGUGAGAUUUAGGGGGAUUUUGUGCCAUCCAGUUGUGAGGCUUGCAGAUUACAACCAGCUGAAACUUCACCUGGUUAGAAUUCCUUUAGUGUUCAUUGUUUAGAGGGUUUUUACUGGAAGCUGAAUUAUCCACAUAAGUCUCCAAAGCUUCUGAUUUAAACCAGUGAAAACACAGAAUGAAGUACUUUCAUCUCACAAAUAAGUGCUUCCCUGAUGCAGUAUUGCAUUGUAGGGGAAAUACCUCUUUGAGAAUAUUUGCACUCGUAAUAAAAUUUUGGGGCACCACCUUCCUAACGAGGGAAGCGACUAAUCAAAUUAAUAACUCCGUAAACCAAUUAUUAAUUAGUCAGCACGCUUAUCAAUAAUGAAUCAAUCUCAAUAUCUGGGUUGUGACAACGACUUGGCAAUAAAUGAAGAUUUAUUUAAGCUAAAUAUGUAACAACUGAAUAAAUAUAUCCCCCUGAAUCACACACACUGGACCUUUAAAUACAGAACCUAGGUCAAAUGGUCAUACCCUCCAGUUGUUGACAGCUCCUAAAAAUCUGAGUAAGAGACCUUUGAGUUUAGGACCUUUUACCACAGGUAUAUCUCUAUGUGCUCUGUAUUACAGGCCACAGAGAGCAGAGACACCUGACUGAAUGAAGACUCUGUGCUAAUGUCUGCAAGAGAAGAAGAAACAAAUCAUAAGUACUGUUGUGUUGUGCAGCUUUGUGUUUAACUUAAUUGUAUGCUUUAAAAGUAUUUUAAUGGAAUUUUACUUUCACUGAAAAUAGCAAGCAGCAAAAACAUGUUAUUUAAUAUUAUCAUGCAGCUAUCAAACCUGUCAUGUUUCAAAAUGUUGUAUUUUUGUAACUCAGUAACAAAACAAAUUUAAGGAACUAACAUUUAUUCUACUUUAUUCUGUACAAUAAAGGACUUUGCAUAUUUUAUAUAUUAGAUUGGAAACAAAGGCUUUACAGCUAAUAUGCAUUUAUUAAUUCUAUAACCUUUUUUAACUGAUGUACUUUUUUGAGAAAUAGUGAAGUUCAAUUGAUCUGAUAAGUCAGAAAGAUACUUAACUCACAGCAUCAGUUCCUUUUUUAAUUAGUGCAACAGCUAAACCACAUUGUGCUGUCUGCUCUGUUCACACGUCUGAAGACUUCGUUUAUAGGAAGAAGAAUAAAAACAAGUCUGGGGUUCUGUUCAGAAUUCUGUUGUCAACUGAAUGUUAUUCAAUAAAAAUAUUGAUAUUUUACAAAUACAGUUUAGCAAAUCAUGUAAGGGUAUGCAAUCAAAGAUUUUAAAAAUGAAAAAAAAGUGCAGUCUUUGACUGUUACAGUGCUAUAAUGUGAACAGUGCAUUUACAUAUUGCUGCCCCCUGCUGUGAAACACCUGUCAUCUCUCACAUAAACACUUUCCUUUUUCCAAAGACAAAUGUUGUUGUUUUAGAGAAGAAAUCUAACAGAAAAAAUGUGUUUCUUAUACUUCAUUUCAAUUUGCAGGCUGAUACUUACAAUAAUGGUGGAGAAAGCUUGUAACUGCUACAUUACAAUCUAAUAGUCUUGCACAUUAUUUUAGUCUGCAGCACAACAGAGAGUGAUCCUACAAUAUUGCUGUUUAUUAUAUGAGCUAAAAGUUCACGCUAUUAUUUAAGAACUUUAACCGUUCAGAUUACAUUAUUCUUUGAGACCACUGUUUAGACAAUAUGAACUAUAUAUAUAUACUAUACUAUACUAUAUAUAACAGGUAUGUCUGUUUUUAUUUGUUAUUUCUAUGUAUAAUUUUACAGUCAAGUUAAAGUUCAAAUUAAAAUAUAUAUCUCUAAUAUUCCUCUACCUGUGUACCUCUGACCUGUUUUUUUUUUCAUCUUUUAUCGUAACUAUAUGUAUUUUAUUGCACAACAAAUGCCUUGUUUUGUUGUUGUUUUUUUUAAAUAAAAUGUCACAUGAAAAAAAAUGCUAUGUGUCUACAUGUAACGUAAUUCCUGAAGUGAACCAAAACAAUUUUAA
This is a messenger RNA of Epinephelus moara (kelp grouper), 5632 nucleotides long. Its product is annotated as low affinity immunoglobulin gamma Fc region receptor II-c-like. Gene Ontology annotation, biological process: cell surface receptor signaling pathway. The record is from RefSeq and is a predicted model, not a curated record. The coding region runs from base 2170 to 3336 and encodes 388 amino acids. The transcript is spliced from 11 exons. Gene Ontology annotation, molecular function: transmembrane signaling receptor activity. Lineage: Eukaryota; Metazoa; Chordata; Actinopteri; Perciformes; Serranidae.